ACGUAGAUCGGCUCUGAGAGGUGGAGGAGGAGGAGCUCCCCUAUACGCUGGGCAUAUGCUCCGCAACACUAACGCCUCAGAAGCAGCUGGUGCAUGAGAGAGAGAGGCAAAUCUGAGCCCGCACUGCUCGCUGGGAUGUGAUUGGUCGGCCUGCCCAGUGCUACGGGCUGUGAGCAGUUGCCGAGGCUGCGGGUGAGGAGACGUGACAUCCCGGGAGAGAACGCGCCGGCCUUGGAGUGGCGCAUUGAUCCCGCCUGUGAUGGACAAGUUGUCUCCGAGCUUCUCAUCGUGUGACUGAUGCCCCCGCACCCACCAGCCGCCGCUAGUUGCCCCCUCGCCCAUGUCACUGGCCCCAGGCUGCCUGAAUGGCGGGGUCAUGAAGUGUUUGACUUUCUUUCUUCUGCUUCCAGAGACCUUAAAGAAGUCUAGAAAGAGUGUGAGGGCUCAGGGCAAGGCGCCGGCAUGUGGUGAGAUUGUGCCUUUGGCCCUGAGGAAGAAGAUGGCUGCGGAGCUCUAUCCUGUCAGCGCAAACACCAAUAUCGCCAACACUAACGCCAACGCCAAGAAGAACGCGCUGCAACUGCAGCAAACUGUCCCCCCGCCGCCUCCAGCGCAACUUCAUAACCUGAACAAUAACAACAUUGAGAGCAGCAACUGGCAGUCCUUCCACCCGACCCUGCGCGAGAGGAAUGCUCUGAUGUUCAACAACGAGCUUAUGGCGGAUGUUCAUUUCGUUGUGGGCCCAGCAGGGGCCUCAAAAAAAGUUCCUGCCCACAAGUAUAUUUUGGCCGUGGGUAGCUCCGUGUUCUACGCAAUGUUUUAUGGAGACCUUGCUGAAGUGAAAUCCGAAAUCCAUAUUCCAGAUGUGGAACCUGCAGCUUUUCUAAUCCUUUUAAAGUACUUGUACAGCGAUGAAAUUGACCUGGAAGCCGACACUGUGCUUGCAACACUGUAUGCUGCCAAAAAGUACAUUGUACCGGCCUUGGCUAAAGCCUGUGUUAAUUUCCUGGAGACUAGUUUGGAGGCAAAGAACGCCUGUGUUCUGCUUUCUCAGAGCCGUCUUUUUGAAGAGCCAGAUCUGACUUUGCGUUGCUGGGAGGUCAUAGACGCUCAAGCGGAACUUGCAAUUAAGUCCGAGGGUUUCUGUGAAAUAGAUCUGCCGACCCUGGAGAUUAUUGUUACACGAGAGACAUUAAACACUAAAGAAGAAGUUGUGUUUGAGGCGGUUCUGAACUGGGCUGAGGCAGAGUGCAAAAGACAAGGUUUGCCAAUUACACCAGUCAACAAAAGGAUUGUAUUGGGAAAGGCCUUAUACUUGGUACGGAUUCCCACUAUGACUUUAGAGGAAUUUGCCGAUGGAGCUGCCCAGUCCGAUAUUUUAACUCUAGAGGAAACCAGAAGUAUAUUCCUCUGGUACACGGCCGCUAAUAAACCUCAGCUGGAGUUCCCUCUAAUAAAAAGGAAAGGACUUGCACCUCAGCGUUGCCACAGAUUCCAGUCGUCGGCAUAUCGCAGUAAUCAGUGGAGGUACCGGGGACGCUGCGACAGCAUCCAAUUUGCCGUUGACAAAAGGAUAUUUAUUGCAGGACUGGGGCUUUAUGGUUCAAGCUGUGGUAAAGCCGAGUACAGCGUCAAGAUAGAGCUGAAGAGACAGGGCCUAGUUCUGGCCCAAAACCUGACUAAAUUUGUUUCCGACGGCUCUAGCAACACAUUCUCCGUAUGGUUUGAACACCCCGUGCAGGUAGAGCAGGAUACUUUUUACACUGUAAGCGCCAUUCUCGACGGUAAUGAACUCAGUUACUUCGGCCAGGAGGGAAUGACAGAAGUACAGUGUGGAAAGGUGACAUUUCAAUUCCAAUGCUCUUCAGACAGCACCAACGGGACUGGGGUACAAGGUGGACAAAUUCCAGAGCUCAUCUUUUAUGCAUGAUACGUUUCAUGCGUACAACACUAUUGCAAAGCACACUGACUCUCCCACCCCACCCUUUACUCUCCAUAUAGGGGUCUGCAACACGGUGGUUUAACCCGCUUUCUACUGGUUGUGCCUGCAAAUAGGGAUGCACCGAAUCCAGGAUUCGGUUUGGGACAAGGCUUUUUUUCUAGCAGGAUUCAGUUUGACCGAAUCCUUCUGCCCGGCCGAACCUAAUCCAAAUUUGCAUAUGCAAAUUAGGGACUGGGAGGGAAGCUGCGUGACUUUUGUCACAAAACUAGGAAGUACAAAAUGGUUUCCUCUUCCCACCCCUAAUUUGCAUAUGUAAAUCCAAAUUUGCAUAUGCAAAUUAGUUAGGGAUGCACAGAAUCCACUAUUUUGGAUUCGACCAAUUUGAAGGAUUCGAUCCUUCGUGAAAGAUAAUACUGAACCAAAUCCGAAUCCUAAUUUGGAUUCGGUUAGGCCGGGCAGAAGGAUUUGGCCGAAUCCGGCUGAAAAAGGCCGAAUGGGAUGGGAAGGGGGAAACCUUUUUUUUUUUUUUUUUUUUUACAUUUUUUGUGACAAGGAGUCACACGGUUUCUCUCCCCACCCCCAAAUUUGCAUAUGCAAAUUAGGAUUCGGUUCAGGCGGAAACUGAAUCCGGCUGAAUCCCGAACCGAAUCUUGGAUUCAGUGUAUCUCUAAAAUUAGGAUUUGGUAUUCGACCGAAUCUUUCGCAAAGGAUUCGGCCGAAUCCCAAAUAGUGGAUUCAGUGCAUCUCUACCUGCAAUGCACUGAAAAGGGUGAAGGGAGAGUCUUCAUUUAUGCUGCUUGUCAGUACGGAAUGUAGCAACAUGGUCAGCAAAACGCCCAACUGAAGGAAUGCUUGUAGAGUUGAAUCUAAUUUUAUUUAUUUAUAAGCGAUUUGAAUUUAAUUAUUAAAACUGCAUCAUGCAGGGAGAGGUUUAAAAAAUCUGCGCAUAAUGUGCAUUUAUUUUGUAUAUAGAUAACUUGCUUAAAAUGUUAAAAUGCAGCUUGCUCAGGGUAGAGCAGCUUAUAAAUAUGUUGAGACAUAAAAUGUUUUUACUUAUACCCCCUA
This is a messenger RNA of Xenopus laevis (African clawed frog), 3007 nucleotides long. It is a transcript of the gene btbd6.S, whose product is annotated as BTB (POZ) domain containing 6 S homeolog. Gene Ontology annotation, biological process: neurogenesis. Lineage: Eukaryota; Metazoa; Chordata; Amphibia; Anura; Pipidae. The coding region runs from base 341 to 1930 and encodes 529 amino acids. The transcript has 4 exons. Gene Ontology annotation, cellular component: cytoplasm; cytosol. The record is from RefSeq and is a predicted model, not a curated record.